AUGCCGAGCGCGGGGGAUAGCCCGCACCACCCCGGGCCGCCGUGUCGCCAGCGCCGCGCCCCUCCCCUUGCGAUCCCGGCCGCGCACCGGGUCCCCGCCACCGCCUGUGGGGGCUGCUGGGCCCCCCCGCAGCUCGCAGGGGAGCCACCGCCGCCCGGCCCCGCCCUGGCCCCCGCCGCGCCGCGCGCGCUCCAGCAGAGGAACCCGCCAGGGGCGGCCCCCGCGCCGCCCCAGGCCCCGCCCGCCGUGGGGUCGCCCGCGCCGCCCGCCGGCGCCGCGGUCUCCGCUGGGCCGCCCCCCCCUCUCCCUCCUGCGCGACUCGCGGAGGGAGGGCCUCCGGCUCGACCGAGUCCCGCCCGCCCGGUCCCGGCCCCCCGCCGGUUGCUACAAGCGGGCUUCCACGGUGAUACCACACCUCCCCAGAAAAUGCGUCCGCCGGAUCGCAAAAGAAGCCACGCCCUCUGGCCCAUUCAAACAAACCUUGAAGUUCUGCCCAGGAGACAGGAAUGUGCUUUCGUUCCAUAA
Prinia subflava (tawny-flanked prinia) is the source of this 525-nucleotide messenger RNA. RefSeq names its product basic proline-rich protein-like. The record is from RefSeq and is a predicted model, not a curated record. The transcript is spliced from 2 exons. Bases 1 to 525 code for a protein of 174 amino acids. NCBI's taxonomy places the organism in Eukaryota, Metazoa, Chordata, Aves, Passeriformes, Cisticolidae.